CCCGCUGCGCGCAUCACCGCCGCCGCCGCCGCCGCCACACCGCCAUCACCACCUCCGCCACCUUCGCCUCCGCCUUCGUCGCCGUCGCCGCCGCCGCAGCUGAAGGCUGAUGGAGAAACCGCAAAGCGGGUCCGCGACCGCGACUGCGGACGCGGCCAUACCACUGCCCGUCAACAAUAACAACCAUGCAUCGGAGACAUCCGAUUUGUUGGCGCCCAAUCAAGUACUGAUGCGCUUGCCGCCUCAGAAGUCUAUCGAUAUUCGAUUCGAUAACUUGGGUUACACGGCGUCCCUGGGCUUCAGGAAAGGAAGAAAGAAAAUUUUACAUGAAGUAUGUGGGCGACUACCACCAAGUCAGCUCAUUGCAAUCAUGGGCCCGUCUGGCGCAGGGAAAAGUACACUCCUGGACAUUCUUUCAGGAUACAGUGGAUUAGACAGUUCAUCGUGCACCCAGUGUGUGUCUCUUCUACAAGUGUUGGCACGUCAAGGUCGUACCAUAGUAUGCACAAUUCAUCAGCCAAGUGCAUCACUCUUCCAAUUAUUUGAUCAAGUCUAUGUACUGUCUCAAGGAGAAUGUUUAUACCAAGGAGCCACAGACAAGUUGGUUCCAUUUUUAGAAAGUAUCGACCUACCCUGCCCAAUGUAUCACAAUCCCGCUGACUACGUUAUUGAGCUGGCUUGUGGAGACUAUGGGGAUGAUGAAAUUGAUAAAAUGGUGCAAGGUUCAGAAAAUGGUCGAAAUUUACAGUGGUUUAAAAAUCCUGAAAAACUAGCAUACCAUAAACCAAAACGAGCCCCGAGACCUGACACACCCAAAUUACCACAGUCACUACAGGCAACUUCUCAGAUGAAUCAAGUGAGAGUUCUUCUUCGCAGAGGAUUUUUAAAAACCAAGCGUGAUGCAACUUUGACCCACAUGCGAAUAUUGGUGAAUAUUUUGACAGGUAUUAUGUUAGGAGUUUUGUUCAUCCAAGCUGGUAAUGAAGGAUCACGGGUAUUAGACAAUUACAAUCUACUAUUUGGAAUACUUAUGCAUCACAUGAUGACAACAAUGAUGCUUACUAUUCUUACAUUUCCUAUGGAGAUGAACAUACUAAAAAAAGAGCAUUUCAACCGUUGGUAUUCUCUAAAGUCCUACUAUAUAUCUAUUACCAUUGUGGAUCUUCCUGUUGCAAUCCUGGGUUGUAUAUUAUUUUCAUUUUUGGUAUAUUUCAUGAGUGAUCAGCCCGCUGAUGCACAACGAUUUUCAAUGUUUUUUGCAAUCAGCAUGCUGGUAGUUUUUGUGGCACAAAGUUUUGGAUUGAUGAUUGGUGCAGUUUUUGAUGUUGUGAAUGGAACAUUUCUUGGGCCAACACUUUCAGUACCAAUGAUGAUGUUUGCUGGUUUUGGUGUGAGUCUGCGAGAUUUACCCGUUUAUUUGAAAUGGGGAAGUUAUAUUAGUUAUUUACGAUAUGGUCUCGAAGGUUAUGUAGGUGCUAUUUAUGGACUAGAUCGACCCAAUUUAGCAUGCAAGCGAGGUUAUUGCCAUUACCGUUACCCUACAAAGUUUUUGAGAGAAAUUGCAAUGGAAGGUGAUCAAUUUUGGAAUGAUGUUCUUGCUCUAGUUGUUAUAUUGGUGUUGUUACGAAUUGCAGCUUAUGUUCUUUUGCGAUGGAAACUUGUUGCUGUACGAUGAGUGUGGAAAAAAAACGUUAAAUAAAAUGGUUGAAUUUCAAUAAUAUUUGUGAACAAAACCAAACAAACUGUUCACUAGAGACUCAUCAUAUAAUAACCUGGAGGAAUAUCCUCAAAUGUAAGAGAAAGUAAAGUUUGAUUCUCUCUCUCUUGGUAGUUCCAAGAUAAAAUGUGCACUUCAUAAGUGAAUAGGACAGGUCCUCUUGCAUUUCUUAAUAAUUAAUUAUAAAUAAUGAUAAAUAUACACAUUACAAUUCCACAUUCAGUGUAGUGUUGGUAUGGUGGUAUAUUAUUAAGUUUGUUAUUUUCAACUACUGACUAUAUAGUAGUUGAAGAUGGGGAAAAAGUAUGAGAUCUAUUAAGUUUUCAGUACUUUCAGAGAUAAAAUAAAGGGAAUAUGUUUGAAAAAGUAAAAGUCCUUUAAAAAGCACACACACAAACAUGUCUUUUCAAAUUUAAAAAAUUUAGAAGACUGAAAGAAAAGUAAACAUAGUGCUACUAGUAGUUGUGGUAGUAGUAAUAAUGUUGUGAAGGAAAAGAAAGAAAGAAAGAAAGAAAGAAAGGAAGAAAGAAAAAAGUGAGGUAAUCAACAUAAAACUCAAUUGAAAAUAGAACCACAUGUUGCAGUGUUGAGUCAAAAGUUUUUCAUGUACAAUUUACAUAUAUCCUUUAAAGUGAAAAAAAGACUGCUUUUUAUUUAUUUUGUACUAUUUGUUGAUAUUACAAUAAUGGCAAAAUAUAACUGGAAGUUAUAUUGUAUAUAUUCCUUACUUAAAUUACAAAUGUCACAAGAAGAUUAUAUUUUAUUUAUUAUAAUGAAAAAUAAAAUUGAACAAAUUG
Molecule: messenger RNA, 2514 nt
Organism: Gryllus bimaculatus (two-spotted cricket)
Lineage: Eukaryota; Metazoa; Arthropoda; Insecta; Orthoptera; Gryllidae
Source: the annotation of a GenBank genome assembly